AUGCUGUCCUCGCCCACGCUGUCCGCGCCGCCCACGCUCUCUGCGCCGCCCUCGCCCGCGACCGCCUUCCACGCCCACCCGCACCGCUCGUCGUACCAUGCCCGCCGCCCGUCGGGCUCGCCGUCCGCCCCCUCGCCCCGCUUCGCCGUGAGCUCGCAGCCCGCGCGGCGCUUCGACACGCCGCCGACCCCCAAGGCCGUGCCGCUGUUCGCGCCCUCGCCGCAGGGCACCAAGCGAGCCCACGAGUACGCCGACGCCGCCACCCAGUACUCGCCCGCCGGCUUCCCGCCCACCUACCACCCGCCCGCCGCCGGCCAGCCCGCGCCGCCCCUCAGCGCCCCCGCCAUCGUGGAUACCCAGCGCCCCGUCGCCGCUGCUGCGACUGCCGACCCGCCGCCCGCGCCCGCACAGCAGCAGCAGCAGCAGCAGCAGCAGCAGCAGCCGCAUGGCCCGCCCCAGACCCGCCGCCCGCCGCGAGACGCCCCGCGCGACGACCCGCCCGAGCCCCAGCCGCGCGUUGUGCCCACACCCGCCGCCGCCGAAGACGCACCCGCGUCGCCCGCCAAACGCCUGCGCCCGACAGAGGCCGACGUCAAGGUCAUGCCGCUCAAGUACGAGACGUGCGACGUCAAGGACCUUGGCGUGCUCAUCUCCGACAUGCUCAUGGAGCUGGUGCGCCUCAACGACGUCCAUCCGCUCCGCGACGGUCAGCUGACCCGCUUCCACUCGAGAGCCCCGCCCGGCAUCUCCGUCUGCGACUACCUGCAGCGCCUCAUCGUGCACGCGACCCUGUCUCCGCCCAUUCUGCUCGCCAUGGUCUUCUACGUUGACAAGCUGUGCGCCACAUACCCGGCCUUCACCAUCAGCAGCCUGACGGUGCAUCGCUUCCUCAUCACGGCAGCGACCGUGGCAGCCAAGGGCCUCUCGGACAGCUUCUGGACAAACACGCUCUACGCGCGCGUGGGCGGUGUCAGCGUGAGGGAGCUGGCGCUGCUGGAACUCGAGUUCCUGCGGAAGCUGGACUGGCGCAUCGUGCCGAAGCCAGAGGUGCUGGUGGACUACUACAAAGGCCUGGUGGAGCGAGUCGACGGAUAUGCCAUGGAGAAGGAGCCGGACGCAGCUCCGACUGCCGGCCUCGAACGCGUGACAAGCCCUACAGGGUCAGCAACCGGCAUACACACCAGCCAAUGA
Boeremia exigua is the source of this 1191-nucleotide messenger RNA. Its product is annotated as cyclin-domain-containing protein. Lineage: Eukaryota; Fungi; Ascomycota; Dothideomycetes; Pleosporales; Didymellaceae. Bases 1 to 1191 code for a protein of 396 amino acids. Gene Ontology annotation, molecular function: cyclin-dependent protein serine/threonine kinase regulator activity; protein kinase binding. Gene Ontology annotation, cellular component: nucleus; cyclin-dependent protein kinase holoenzyme complex. The transcript is spliced from 2 exons. Gene Ontology annotation, biological process: regulation of cyclin-dependent protein serine/threonine kinase activity. The record is from RefSeq and is a predicted model, not a curated record.